Molecule: messenger RNA, 516 nt
Organism: Sinocyclocheilus rhinocerous
Lineage: Eukaryota; Metazoa; Chordata; Actinopteri; Cypriniformes; Cyprinidae
Product: protein ABHD16A-like
Exons: 3
Coding region: 91-378 (95 amino acids)
Source: RefSeq, a predicted model, not a curated record
GCGGCUGUUUAGUGGUUUUCUUUUUUGCAUUCGCUGCUGUAGUACCUGUGUGAUCAUCACAGGCCGCCGUAGUUCCUGACCGAGGUGAGAAUGGCCGGCUGGAUGUUGCUCCGGUGCCUUUUCGGGCCCAAUCUACAGCGGAUCCACCGCUCACCGGACCAGACACGUACCGACGGCAGAACGCCCCGCAGGGGCUGGAAUUAUCAGCCCAGAGGUUUGGAGAGGCACUCAGAUAGCAUCCUCGGAUGGGCCUCAGUGCUGUGGUCUCUGUCCUACUACAGUUCUCCAUUGCUCCUCUGUUAUCUCUACAGGAAAGGUAAAACACAAAUACAGCAUCAUAUAACCGCCAAACUAAUUUUUUUUGUGCUAAAAUUAUAAUUCUAUUAUCCAAUACACCUAGUAAUAAAAAGCGUUUUAUUGAAACAAAGAUUUGCAAUCUUAUAUUUUCGUCUCUUUUACCUGUACGAAGAAUACAAUCAAAAUUAGAAAAAAGAGAGAGAAAGAAAGAAGAAAAAA